This is a messenger RNA of Carassius carassius (crucian carp), 836 nucleotides long. Its product is annotated as RNA binding protein fox-1 homolog 2-like. Bases 20 to 331 code for a protein of 103 amino acids. NCBI's taxonomy places the organism in Eukaryota, Metazoa, Chordata, Actinopteri, Cypriniformes, Cyprinidae. Gene Ontology annotation, biological process: regulation of alternative mRNA splicing, via spliceosome; nervous system development. The transcript is spliced from 4 exons. Gene Ontology annotation, cellular component: nucleus; cytoplasm. Gene Ontology annotation, molecular function: mRNA binding. The record is from RefSeq and is a predicted model, not a curated record.
CUCUCUCUCUCUCUCUCAGAUGUCGGACAGCUCUACUCAGGCAGAGCUUCAGUGUGUUCCUGUCAGUGCUUCGGGCAGCAGUGAGUCCGAGGCUAAAGGGACCCCGAAACGGCUCCAUGUUUCCAACAUCCCCUUCCGCUUCAGAGACCCAGACCUGCGGCAGAUGUUUGGGCAAUUUGGAAAGAUUCUGGAUGUGGAGAUCAUUUUCAAUGAGAGGGGCUCAAAGGGUUUUGGUUUUGUGACGUUUGAGACCAGUGCAGAUGCAGAGAAAGCACGAGAGCGCCUCCACGGGACCAUCGUGGAGGGACGGAAGAUCGAGUCUCCACGGUAACUGCUCGCGUGUGGUCACGCCGUUUCCUGGCUCAUGGUAAGUUUGUGUAUGUACGGCUUCAUCCCUGAUCAAUCCACCAGCUCAACCCCUGAGAUCUAGACUCAGCCCUCCCCAGCUUUACAAACUCUGCUCUUUGGCUCUUUUGCACUGAUUAGCUUGUUAUUUUCGGAGGAGCAGAGAUGCGUUAGAGGCCUCGCGGAGACGACGGCAGCCCUCGUCCUCGUGGUGAAGUUUGGCCGAACGCAUCCUCCGUCUGUUGUGCAUCUCCUCCCUGAGGUCUGUCCUGAAACACUGUUCAUCACAGGCAUGGGGAAAGAGCUUUAUUAAAUCAUCAUCAUGUUAAUGUAGUCGCUAAGGACCACAGAUACUGACAGAGACGAUAUUCCCUCCCCAGCGCUGGCCAUCGCUCUCAUGAUCAUUAACACAUGCAUCCCUCCGUGUCUCUCUCCUGUGCUUCUCUCGUUAGGGCUGGGUGUUAUGACCAUCGUCACACUAACCGCAUGUG